Ictalurus furcatus (blue catfish) is the source of this 3058-nucleotide messenger RNA. RefSeq names its product post-GPI attachment to proteins GalNAc transferase 4 (gene pgap4). Gene Ontology annotation, cellular component: Golgi membrane. The record is from RefSeq and is a predicted model, not a curated record. Gene Ontology annotation, molecular function: glycosyltransferase activity. The coding region runs from base 588 to 1862 and encodes 424 amino acids. NCBI's taxonomy places the organism in Eukaryota, Metazoa, Chordata, Actinopteri, Siluriformes, Ictaluridae. Gene Ontology annotation, biological process: GPI anchor biosynthetic process. The transcript is spliced from 3 exons.
UGGUGUAUACUGAAUCAGAUAUCGCUAAUGUCCAAUGUUUUAAGUGACACAUGCACAUAUUCUGUAUUCUGAAUCGAUUACAGGAACAUUCCUCAAAUGACAUUCUUCAAAUCAAGUAAGUAAGACUUGCUGGAAAAACAAUAGUACCCCUCAUAGAAUUUGUAAUGGUUUUAAUGGGAAUUGUAAUGGUUUGAAUAGAAUCUGUAAUGGUCGCUGUGGGUCUCUACUUCUAAUUUCUCGCCUUCUAUUAGCGGCAUGUUAUGCCUAGUGGGCUACCAUUAAGGACAUACAUCAUUAAUACGUCCUACACUACGUCACGGAAAGCAUAAUAAUGGUUUUAAUGCUUAAAAGCUGAUGGUUUGUAAUGGUAUUUGUAGUGGAAACCACUCGAGUUUCUGUGAUGGUUUCUGUCAUUUGUUUGUUUUUCAGCAGGGAAGUGAAACGGACCGAUUCUACAGCAACACACGGCCUACUGUCGAACAUCUUCAUUUUUUAAAACAUAUUUUACAAUAAGUGCCGUCUAAGUCUGUGAACGUUGUGGAUUUUUGUUGUUGUUGUUAUUAGCUGCCCGAGGAGUAAAGUGCAAAAUGAAGUGCGUGGGGUCGAAACGAAAUACUCUGAGGUUCCUUAAAAGACAAAAAGAAGAUGACCAAACAGCAUCCCAGGAUCUGAGGUCCCAGGAAACAGACAGAGCACUGGUCACACAGAUGCGUCGAUGGAGAGCUGUGGUGCUGCAGCGUCUGCGCUGGUCGAGUCAUGUGACCCGGGUGCUGGUGGUGUGUGUGCUGACGUUUGGCGUGCUCCUGCCCCUGUGCUGCCAUCGCGCUCUCUACUCCUACUACUUCCUGAAGUCCUGGUACCUGGGGCAGAGGAGUGAAGAGGUCCUGAGGCGGAGCUACGAGGAUGGGCAGGAGGCGCUCGCAUACUGGCGGGACAUGGUGGUGGGCGGAGCCGUGCAGGGGGAUGUCUCUGAGCGGCCGGAGCUGCUGGUGACAGUGGUGACGGCGCGCAGGAUCGAUGGGCUGCAGUAUCACUACCUGCUGCAGGUGAUGCGGCGGUUGGACAUCCUCCUGCAGGGAUGUGGCGACACCCCUUGUGCAGCUGUGUUGGUGUGUGACGUUGAAAGCGGUCCCCAGGAGAACGAGGACGCAGCGCUGGUGGAGAAGCGGUUCCACGUGGUGAGGCGGGGGAAGGGUGUGGACCAGGACGUGAACGUGUUUGAGAAGGAGAAGAGAGAUUACGUGUUCUGUCUGCGUCAGAGUGUGGAGACGAUGAAACCGAGGAACGUGGUGGUGCUGGAAGACGACGCUCUGGCCGGCGCCGACUUCUUCUCCAUCAUCCGCGAUGUACUCAGCCGCAGGUUCAUUUCACACUCGCUGUAUGUGAAAUUAUAUCACCCCGAGCGGCUGCAGCGCUACUGGAACCCAGAGUUGUACCGAAUCCUGGAGUGGGUGGGGCUCGGCGUGUUUGGGGCGUCGCUGAUUCUUCUCUUUCUGGGCUUCUUCCCUCGAUUCUCUCCGCCCUUCUCUGUGCCUCUCUUCCUCUUCCUGGUGGCCUACAUCAUGGUGGGGGCGGAGCUUAUAGGGCGACACUACCUGCUGGAGCUGAGGCGCAUUUCUCCGCAGCUGUACGCCGUGUCUCCGGCCACUGAGUGCUGCACGCCCGCCAUGCUGUUCCCGGGGAACACGUCCUCCCGCGUUGCCGAGCUGCUGGACGCCGCCACAUGUAUGAGGGGACACGCCAAGGACAUGGUGCUGUACCGCCAUGCAGGCUCUGCCCACAGUCUCGAACCCAACGCCGUACAGCACAUUGGGGCAUUUUCCUCCGUCAGAGUAAAUCCACUGAACCCACAACUCCUCUGAUCCACAAAUCUGCCCCUGUGAGGGAAAUGAAUCAGAAUCAAUCUGAACUGAAAUAAAUCUGAUUCAGUGUGAGAGAUCAGAGAAUCAGUCAGUUCCGAAUCAGAAUCUGUCACAAACCAAAUUAGUCAAAAUCCAGAAUUUGAUUUCGAAUCAGAACAAGCAGCAGAAAUGGUGAAAAUAAUUCAGAAUCAGCUGGAAUAUAAAUCCGAAUCAGACAGGAUAUGAAUCAGUGUGGGUUCAUGCCGUAGAGUUUAGCUCAGGUGAUUGGUGACGCAAAUAAACCUGAAGUGAUCAGCACUGGUUAGUAUUAGCAUUAUCAUUAGUGCCUCUGUUUCACUUUGCGACCUCAGCACAUGGGCGUGUAUCUAAUCUACAACAAUCAGAUAGAAAGAAAUCAAUCUCUCUUCUGCACUGUACAUGGAAGUGCCUUUAUCCUCCUGCGGGAGUUAAACCUGUGACCUUUGACCUUUGUGCUCCACUGAGCUCAGUGUAGACUCGGUGUUAAUACAUACUCUCGUCCUCCUGCAGACUAGUUUGACCUUUGACCUUUGUGGUGCUCAUCAUGCACACCAGACACCUUCAUCGCAAUCUGAUUGGCUCUCUGCUAUAUGCAAAUGAGUUGGACAGUGAUGUCAUAAUCAGGCAUCAGACACGGAAUUACAUUCAGCACUAACGAGUUUUAAUGCUCGGCUUUUGUACACUCUAGUGCACUUUGUAGUGUUUUUACCACACAACGGGUAAAACUUUAAUUUAAUUUAAUCUUUAAACUCCGAACCAAAACUCAGCCAGUGAUCCGAGAUAAUCUGGUUAACCUUUGUGCACUUGUGUGUGUGUGUGAAUGACUUUAUUUUAUUUACAAAGCUUACUUAUGCAACAUUUUACUGUUCAGUUUGCUAUGUUGUGUGUUGUAGUUUAAAUUCUGAUUCUGAAUGAUUGGAGGAUGAUUUAUACUUUGUCUGAACACAAGUGGAAGAUUUUUCAGGAAAAGUGUCAUGAUUUUGAAGCACAUGCACAUUUACUGAUACGAUGAUACACAAUAAACAUGAUAAACACAAUAAACACACAUCAAAUCCAACAAUACAUCAAGUUUCUCACUGAGGGACAUUAAAGAGUUUAAACUCUGAAUCUUUUUGUGUUGGUGUCAUGUUUACUGUAAUAAAUAAAUAAAUAUCACAUCCAUCAACAACACAACGUAA